Nicotiana tabacum (common tobacco) is the source of this 1058-nucleotide messenger RNA. RefSeq names its product putative glutathione S-transferase. Gene Ontology annotation, biological process: glutathione metabolic process. Gene Ontology annotation, cellular component: cytoplasm. Gene Ontology annotation, molecular function: glutathione transferase activity. The record is from RefSeq and is a predicted model, not a curated record. NCBI's taxonomy places the organism in Eukaryota, Viridiplantae, Streptophyta, Magnoliopsida, Solanales, Solanaceae.
AAAUUGUUGAUCAAGAAACAUUGCAUCUCCUGGUCAUUAAAACACUAUAAAGAAAACAAAAAUUCAAGAAUCAAAACCCACCCCAUAAAUUUCCUUUCCUUUAAACAUAGUGAAGUAAUAAUCCAGACAACUUAAUUAUUGAGAUGGCAGAAGUGAAGUUGCUUGGUGUUUCACUCAGCCCUUUUAGUUGCAGAGUUGAAUGGGCUCUGAAGAUUAAAGGAGUGGAAUAUGAAUUUAUAGAAGAAGACCUACAAAACAAGAGCCCUCUGCUUCUUCAAUCCAAUCCUGUUCACCAAAAAAUACCAGUGCUAAUUCACAAUGGAAAACCCAUUUCUGAGUCUAUGGUCAUUGUUGAAUACAUUGAUGAAACAUUUGAAGGCCCUUCUAUUUUGCCUAAAGACCCUUAUGAACGAGCGAUGGCACGUUUCUGGGCUAAUUUUCUUGAUGUUAAGUGCUUGACUACAACUGGGAAAGCUUAUUUUGGCAAAGGAGAGGAGUCAGACAAAGCUAAAGAGGAAUGUGGUGAGUUGCUGAAGAUUCUUGAUAAUGAGCUCAAGGACAAAAAGUUCUUUGUGGGAGACAGCUUUGGGUUUGCUGAUAUAGCUGCUAAUUUGAUAGCAUUUUGGCUUGGAAUUGUUGAAGAAGCCUCUGGAGUAAUUUUGGUGACAAGGGAAAAAUUCCCCAAUUUUUGUGCUUGGAAAGAUGAGUAUAUUAACUGCAGCCAAGUUAAAGAAUAUUUCCCUUCAAGGGAUGCGUUACUUGCCCAUUUCCAAGCUCGCUUUCAAGCUGCGGCAGCCGUAUCAGCUCCCUAAUGAAACCACUUCUUUAUUUGUGAAUUAUCAUGAUUUUUGCAAUAAAACUACCUAUUAAAGAAAACUAGCUUAGCCUGCUUUUCACAGAGUAGGUAGUAUCUUGUGUAUUUGUUUUGCUGCUUUGUCAGUGGUUGUAUGUUAUUGUAAUUUCUUCCAGCUACUACAUGAUAAGAGUCAUGUUUUUAUCUUCUUCGCCUUAAACUAGUGGAGUUUGAAACAAAAGAUUUUUAGGGGUUGUUCACAACA